Saimiri boliviensis boliviensis (Bolivian squirrel monkey) is the source of this 3201-nucleotide messenger RNA. RefSeq names its product forkhead box L1 (gene FOXL1). Gene Ontology annotation, molecular function: DNA-binding transcription factor activity, RNA polymerase II-specific; RNA polymerase II cis-regulatory region sequence-specific DNA binding. Lineage: Eukaryota; Metazoa; Chordata; Mammalia; Primates; Cebidae. The record is from RefSeq and is a predicted model, not a curated record. Gene Ontology annotation, biological process: anatomical structure morphogenesis; cell differentiation; regulation of transcription by RNA polymerase II.
CAGCGCUAAGUCAACAUAUAACAGCAAACUUACAACAAUUAUUUAACAUUUUUAAAGCCAUGAAGAAGGGACAGAGCUCGGAGCGGCGGGGGAGAGCGUCGGAGCCAGAGGCAGAGGCACGGCGGGCUCCCCAGGAGGGCCCUUGCGGCGCGGGGCGCUGUGCCUAAGCCGCCCGAGUCGCCUGCGUGGCGGGGAGCACAGCGCAGGCUCUCGCUUGCCAUGAGCCACCUCUUCGAUCCCCGGCUGCCUGCCCUGGCCGCCUCGCCCAUGCUCUAUCUGUACGGCGCUGAGAGACCCGGGCUGCCUCUAGCCUUCGCCCCAGCAGCCGCUCUGGCUGCCUCGGGCCGGGCCGAGACUCCGCAGAAGCCUCCCUACAGCUACAUUGCGCUCAUCGCGAUGGCGAUCCAAGAUGCGCCCGAGCAGAGGGUCACGCUCAACGGCAUCUAUCAGUUCAUCAUGGACCGCUUCCCAUUCUACCACGACAACCGGCAGGGCUGGCAGAACAGCAUCCGCCACAACCUCUCGCUCAACGACUGCUUUGUCAAGGUGCCCCGCGAAAAAGGGCGGCCGGGCAAGGGCAGCUACUGGACGCUGGACCCCCGCUGCCUGGACAUGUUUGAGAACGGCAACUACCGGCGCCGGAAGAGGAAGCCCAAGCCGGCCCCCGGGGCUCCAGAGGCCAAAAGGCCCCGCGCGGAGACUCACGAGCGCGGCGCGGAGGUUCAACCGGAGACGGGGAGCGGGGAAGGGGGCUCCGGCCCAGCGAUCCCCAGCCUGGAGGGCGCGCCCGCCGGCCCCUCGCCUCACCUGGAUGACCCCUCUCCGUCGGCGCCCCUCCACUGGCAGGGGACCGCGUCCCCAGACAAGGACCCCGGUGACGCUGUCCAGGGCGCAGCGGUCGUGGCGGUCGGCCAGUCAGGGCGCACGGGGGACGGCCGGGGGUCCCCCGUGCGCCCCGCCUCCCGAAGCUCUCCGAAGAGCUCCGACAAGUCCAAGAGCUUCAGCAUAGACAGCAUCCUGGCGGGAAGGCAGGGCCAGAAGCCGGCUGCAGGGGACGAGCUCCUGGGGGGCGCCAAGCCGGGGCCCAGCGGCCGUCUGGGCGCCUCGCUCCUGGCCGCCUCCUCCAGCCUCCGUCCGCCUUUCAACGCUUCCCUGAUGCUAGACCCGCACGUCCAGGGCGGCUUUUACCAGCUCGGGAUCCCCUUCCUCUCCUAUUUCCCCUUGCAGCUCGCCGACACGACACUCCACUUCCAGUAAAGCAAACAAUGACGCGGUUCUUCUCCCUGGCCGGGCCUGAGCCUCCCCUGUGCGAAAGGCCUCAGCUCUCAAGGGCCGGGGAUUUAAAAAUGAUCUUUGCCUGGGUCGGCCUGUGGGUUCAGGAAAGUGUUACCAACCAUUGCGCGCAGGUGGGUGCGCUCGCCUGACUUCGAAGCAAACUUUUCCCAGCAACCCGGCGUGGCUACGGAGACUUAAAAGACUCAGUCCCCGCGGGGUCGUGGGCACCGUAGGGACCUCUACCGCAGGAGAUUCCUUGACCUUUGGCCUGCCUAACGGAGUGGUCUUCAGCCGCCCACCACAGGUCCUGUCCGUCCCGGACCUGCGAGGGCCCGAAGAUCACCCAAGGCAGGCCUUAGUAGAGGCUCAAUAUGGUCCUUUCGACCGGGGACCCUGUAUGACUUUAGACUGCUUCGCUGUUGCCAUGUGGCUCAGGUCUUGGUUUUGAGCCCAUCUGUGUGGUGGGUGGACACAGCUGGGUUUGUCCCUGACUUGAAGUUGUGGAAGUGCUCGGGGUGACCCCGGGUUUUCAGGUUUUCUGGGAGGUGCAGGGCCGGGUGAGGAUUUGUUACCAAUGUUCAGGUACAGAAGCUGAUAAACCGCCCAGAGCAGUAACACUUGUAUUUUAAACAGAGAAUUUUUCUCUUAAUUUCUUUCCGGGUAGUAAAAAAAAAAAUCAUGUUUUAUUCUUUGCAUUAAUACUUGACUCUAAGCCUUUGAAAACGCCUGUAUUAACAACUUUGAUUAAGAACGUGCACUCUAUAUAACGUAUUCUUGCAUUAUGAUAGCUCAUUAGCCAAUACACGUGCAGCAAUGUAACCAAGACAGCAGACGUCCUAUCUUUUUGCUUUUGUUUUUAAGGGAUCAAAAUAUUUCAAGGGAUACCAUGAGGAAGGGUGUGAGGGGGAGGGGAUAUGUCUCAGACAGUGUCAGAGUUUUGAUUGCCAUGUUGUUUUUUUUUAAGAUCCAGUCUUGCUUGUUGCUAUAUUUUUCAGAAUCAGAUAAUGAAGGACUACAUUUAUAAAAAGUUAGAUGAAACAGCCAAAAAGCAGAUGCAGAGAGAGAGAAAGAGAGAGAGAGAGAGACAGAGAGAGAGAGAGAUGAAUGUGGGGGACAGAAUAAGGGGACCUGCUGGUGUCCGCUGGAAGGGGCUUCUCUGAGCCCCAGAGGACCUGAGUCUUGAUGGCAGGAAUCUCCCAGACACCCAGUCUCUGUAUCCCUUCUGCUGUACGCUCGUCCCUCCAGCCCUGCCUGGCAGUCCAGGAGGCUGAUGCUAAAUCAACACCUUAAAGAGGUAACUGGCAGUCAGGGGAGGGGAGCAGAGGGCUGCGACAAAAAUCUAAUGAAGCACAUUGAGAUGUUCACAGCCCAGUUCAGCCCGCAACUUUGGGGAGAGGCACCCAGCCUGUACGGCAUCUCUAGCUGGGUCAUCUUUGAGGUCCUGAAAUGCAGUUUUGUGAAAAUUCAAGUAACUUUCAUUUUAUGUCAUGUGAGAAAGACACUCACAGUCACACAUUCUUGGAAGUAGGCUGGGAGGGAGGUCUUUCAGAUAGCCUUUAAAAUGGUUUCCAGAACUUAUCUAAAAACAAUGACAACUUUGAAUCCAGCGGGCCUGUUGGUCAGUGUGUUGAAAGGACAUUGCAGGCAGGCAGAGUCACUGAAUAAUUCAUAGACACAGAGGUGACUUUUGGAAAAUUCAUUCUUAUAGCCAUGCUGAAGCAGGCUUCCACAACUGGGUUCCACCCAGGCCAGUGGGAAGACUCUGGGAAACUGCAGCCUAUCCUUGAUUGGAAGAACUUCCAGGAGAUAUCAUUGCUGAGAUCCAGGUUCACUGUGAUUAACUGAAAAUGUGGUGGAAGGGCUGUCACUGGAUAUUUUGUUUUCCCAAACCCUCAGCCUCUGUGAAUAAAGUUGUUUUUUCAUUAA